Messenger RNA from Schistosoma margrebowiei, 264 nucleotides. The record is from the annotation of a GenBank genome assembly. Lineage: Eukaryota; Metazoa; Platyhelminthes; Trematoda; Strigeidida; Schistosomatidae.
AUGAAAUCAUCUGGUACUAUAUGUUUGGCAGUCUUUUAUCUUUUGAAUUUGUUUGCCAUAUUUUCUGACAGUGCUGAAUGGAUUAUCACAUGUAACAGAACAACGUGUUGUGACGAAGAUGGAGACUCUAAGAUAUGCUGUGUCGGUAAUGAUUGUAAGGAUGUCAGAAAACCAAGACUUUCUGGAGCAGAUGAUGUCAAUUUAUAUCGGAGAAAACUUGGGAUGGCUCACAAACUAGGAGAGUUACUAAAAAAACUUAAUUGA